This is a messenger RNA of Oldenlandia corymbosa var. corymbosa, 1899 nucleotides long. NCBI's taxonomy places the organism in Eukaryota, Viridiplantae, Streptophyta, Magnoliopsida, Gentianales, Rubiaceae. The record is from the annotation of a GenBank genome assembly.
GCCAAUAUAUCCAAAUCGUACGUCAGAUGAGAUUUUUAACACUAACCCUAUAUGUAUUAAGAUUAAUCCAACUGUACUACUUAUAUAAAUGAACAACCCCAUCAAUCUUUCUACACUACCCAAACUACCCCACAAGUAUACAAACUGUACACAUUUUCUCUCUCAUUCUUCAACCAUUUUUCAUUACUGCUCCUUUUUCCCCCAAUCCCUUUUGCUCUUCUGAUUCCGUCGAAAUAUUUCGAAUUCAAUUCAUUUUAGGCGAAAGAGACGAUUAUAAUUUCCACAACGAUGUGCGCCAUCGCCGUCGUCCGACCUCAGGAUCAUCUUCGUCAGCCGAAUGGUUCCCGUCGAAGCCCUGCUAAUUCCAUCCCCAACAACGUUUUCAGUUUCAGAUCUAAUCGUCGGAAACGGAGCCCUACCAGGGUUGAAUCAACCGGUCAGGACCGGUUUAGGUCAUCUAAUUCGAAUCGCAAGUCGCCGGACUCUUCUCCUUCUCCUUCCCCUCCCAAGAGUAAUCUCGUCAUGGGCCAAGUUAAGAUCCUGAAACGCGGAGAGGCUUUACCGGACUCGAUGAUUGAUGGCAAGAAGCCUGUUCCGCCUCCGGCUCCUCGUGCAACUCCGGCUAAGGAGAUUAAGAAAUUAGGGUUUGCUGCUCGCCGCAACGACGAUGAAUUGGUUUUAUGUUCUACGGGUCGGUUGGGACCUGAUCCGAAGACGGUUCAGAUGCAAAUUAGGGCGUCCGAUUUUUAUGCUGGACCAGCCCCGAUUGUUGCUUCCCCGCCUCCGAGCUCCCUUCCGUUGCCGGCAUUCUUCCGCAAAGAGAAGAUGAAAAUUGAUGCUGCUACCAACGACCUCCUCCGCUUGUUGAGGCUUGAUAUAUCGUGAACCUUACACUCUUCCCAUCACUUGGAUUCCUCUGAGGCCGAAUCGGAUUGAUAUGUUUACAUUGGGUGAGUUUGUUUUGCUUGCUUCAUUCAUCGUACAUUUUUUUACCAAUCAGGAAGGAUGAUGGUAAGCAAAACAGGGGCAUUACACAAACUUGCAGAGAAAAAAGCACAAGCUGUUAUUCAGUAUUACUACGUUUCAAUGCAUGAAUGGAGGAGAGCAGUAUAAGGCUUUAAACUUGUGAACGAGGUUUGGGACGCUGCUUUGGUAUUUUCAAUGAAUUAGGACACAAUGUGUAAAUUCUUCCAAGCCUGAUAGUAUUUGAUGAUACUUCAUGGUACUGCAACAUUUCUUCUGUUGGUAGAUUAUCAGAAUAAGUGGAUGCUUCUUUUGUGGAACAUCUGGAGUAGUGAUGAUAAGAAUAAGUGGAUGCUUCUUUUGUGGAACAUCUGGAAUAGUUAUUACUAUGAUGAUAUAGCUCAUAAGAAUCCGUUUAGUAGAGGGGUAACCUCUUCUCAAUUGUAAGCUUAUAUUCUAUUGUAAUAAGACAUAAUUUACUAUGAUCCUUAUGUUUUGUUUCUGGCCAAACUUUUGUGGUAUUAACUUUUCCAAUUCAAUGCAAAUGUGAACUGUUCAUCAACAAUGCUUCAAAAAGAUGACAGAAAUGCUAUUCGUUAGGACUGAUUGAUAUAUGCAUCUAAACUUGCUCUUCUAAGCUGGGCACAAUUUCCUUAGCAGUUUCCUGCGGUGCUGCUCGGUACUCGCAUGGAUGAGGAUCUCGAAAGCUCUGCAUAUAAGGGGUGUGAAUGCUUUAUCAGAUUCAUAAAUUUCUGGUGUAGCAGAACUUCACAGCUACAGUGAGGGAUUUAAUUUUCAUUCACUUUAGCAAAAUAGUGGACUUAUUGAGAAACAGCAUCAGUUUUUACUCUAAACAGAUUCUGGAAAGUGUUUUACCGUAGUGAACAGAGAGGUGUAGUAGAUUAUAGGAUAGUUAACUUAAUUAGCUAUGAUGGC